Vicia villosa (hairy vetch) is the source of this 888-nucleotide messenger RNA. Its product is annotated as dormancy-associated protein homolog 4. The record is from RefSeq and is a predicted model, not a curated record. The transcript is spliced from 3 exons. Bases 121 to 507 code for a protein of 128 amino acids. Lineage: Eukaryota; Viridiplantae; Streptophyta; Magnoliopsida; Fabales; Fabaceae.
CCAAACACAAACAAAACAAAAAAAAUUAAAAAACCAAAAAAAUAUUUGUCUCAGUCGUUUCGUCCCUUCGAUCUUUAAACCUUAAUUUGUGUUUGAGUUAUAACCUUAAUUAUAAUCAUUAUGGGAUUUCUUGACAAACUUUGGGACGAAACGUUGGCGGGUCCCUUACCUGACUCGGGUUUGGGUAAACUUCGAAAGUAUAACUCUUUCUCUGCAAGCUCCGGCGUCCGGUCGCCGCCGCCGGCGAAGGAAGACGUUCCUAUUAGUCGUAGCAUUAUGAUUAUUCGAACUCAUUCUAAUUUCGGUAGAGGCACCGUUUCGGAACCUGUUUCUCCUUGUUCUUCUGCACCUAUAUCCCCUCGCACCCCUUUAUCACCGGAGACACCAGGCGGGAAUUUUAAGAAAUUUACCAGAAGGAAAUUGCAGAUUGAUCCAACUGAUAGCUCCGACCACCGAAGUCCGACUAUUUCCAAUUGGGUGAAUAUGAGUGUUUUGGAUCAUUGUUGAGAGAGAGAGAGAAAGGAAGUAAGAUGUUUUGUAUACAUCGUCAUUUAUUCGGGAUAUAAUUAACAUUGAUUUUUUAAUUUCUGUGAGAUUAUAUAGCAUAUAGUUGCUAUUUUAUAUAUAUGUUGUAUAUAUUGUGUAUAUAAUGUAUAUUACUAUAUGUAAUAUUGUAAUAUAAAGUGUGUAUAAGCUAUAAGUUAGUGGCCAGUGCUUCAAGAGAUUCUGAGAGAUGAAGGAGUAGUGCAAAGAAAGUCACCAGAAGUGUAUAUAUUUUGUAUAUAUGUUUUUUAUUUUUUAUUUUAAGUUUUGGGGUGGUGACUAUUGUAAAUAUGGAUUGUGUACUCUGAAAUCUGUGUGGAACUCAACGAAGCUUGAUUUUUAUUA